CUAGCAUAUGAUAAUUAGUUACUUGUCAAAAGGGGAAGGAAAAAAAAAGGUAAUGAGGUGAAGCCGCAAAAAAGAAAGCAUAAAAGCGAAGAGGAGAAACAACGGUAGCGGACAGCGCAACUCAGAUCAACAUCAUCAAAACCCAUUUACAUUUUCAUAUUUUUCCAUUCUCUUCUUAUAAUUAUUCUUCUGCGAGUGUCGAGUGUCAUCGAUUCAUUCUUUAUUUGAUUUAUCGAUACUAGUUUAGUGUUUGUUUGUGGGUGUUUCUUCCGCUACUGUGAAGAAGAUUCUUCCCGACACAUAUACUGCUUUUCUUUUCAAAGACAAGACUCAACCCAAUUUUCACACACAAGUUUCUGGGUUUUCUCUCUAAUCCGCAUUAGAAAAGUAAUCUUUGAGUGGAUUUUCCUUAUUUUGCAUUUUCAGCCCAAAAUUGCACUAGAAUGUCCCAUUUGUGGUUUUAAUUCUUUUUUUUUUUUUGAAAAAUCUAGAUUUCUUUUUCUGGGUUGUUCUAUUAAUGUGUUUCACCGCGAGAUUCGUUCCUGGAACUCGAAACCUUGAUUAAUUAUGAAGAUAAAGCUGCGGAAGUCUGUGAUUUUUUUGCUGUCGGUGACCGUUCUCGCCCCAAUUGUUCUAUACACUAACACUCUUGGAGCGUAUCUCGCUUCCUCUUCUUCCAGGAAUGAAUUUGUGGAAGAUGUUUCAACCUUUACAUUCGCUGGUGAAGUCAGACCAUUAAAUGUGCUACCUCAGGAGUCGUCUGCUGCGUUGAAAGAACCUCUGGGUGUAGUUUAUUCAGAAAAUUUAGCCGAUUCUGGUUCCAAAGGCUCUAGUGUUUCAUCCGGAGAAAAUGCUCAUAUCACUAGACAACUCGCCGAAGAGGAUGGAAUUUCAAGUUUAUCCAACUUGAGCAGUGGUCAGAAUACCAUAAGGCAGGUGAUUGAUCAGGUGCAUGAGGUUGCGCUGGAGAAGAAGGAAGAAAACUCAAGGGAGGCUGAAUUGAUUGGGAAAGUAAAUGAGGUUGAACAAAAUAAAGCGAAGACAGAAAUUGGUUCCCGGCGUUCCAAGGCCAGAUCAGAAAGGCCAUCGGAAAGAAUAGCGGUUGUCAAAGAUAAUUCUAGAGAGGCUAGAACUGAAAAACAGAAUGAACAGAUAAUAAUGCCAGAUGCUCGUAUACGCCAGCUGAAGGAUCAACUCAUUCGAGCAAAACUUUAUCUUUCCCUCUCUGUGACUCGUACCAAUCCUCACUUUGUAAGGGACCUGCGCUUGCGUAUGAAAGAGGUUCUGAAAGUACUUGGAGAUGCCACCAAGGAUUCGGAGCUGCCAAAAAAUGCUUUAGAAAGGUUGAACGCAAUGGAGCAAACACUUUUGAGAGGCAAACAAUUAGAAGAUGAUUGUGCUGGCUCAGUAAAGAAACUUCGUGCCAUGCUACAUUCUGCUGAGGAGCAGCUUCGAGUCCAUAAGAAACAAAACUUGUUUUUGACGCAUUUAACUGCCAAGACAGUGCCUAAAGGGCUUCAUUGUCUUCCUCUGCGUCUUUCAACAGAGUAUUUUAUGCUGAACACAUCCCAACAGCAAUUCCAGAACGAAGAAAAACUUGAAGAUCCCCAGCUAUACCACUAUGCCUUGUUUUCAGAUAAUGUAUUGGCAGCAGCAGUGGUUGUGAACUCAACGAUAACCCACACAAAGGAUCCGUCGAAACAUGUCUUCCAUAUUGUGACUGAUAGGCUCAAUUUUGCUGCGAUGAGAAUGUGGUUUUUGGCAAAUCCUCCUGGCAAAGCAACCAUUCAGGUCCAGAAUAUUGAGGAGUUCACAUGGUUGAAUUCAAGUUACAGUCCAGUUCUUAGGCAGCUGGGUUCUCCCACCAUGAUUGAUUAUUACUUCAAGAAUCGCCACGGUGAAUCUGAUUCUAACAUUAAAUUUAGAAAUCCAAAGUACCUAUCGAUGAUGAAUCAUCUUCGCUUUUACCUUCCGGAGAUCUUCCCAAAGCUGGACAAGGUUUUAUUCUUAGAUGAUGAUAUUGUGGUGCAGAGAGAUCUUACUGGUCUAUGGUCUCUUAAUCUAAGGGGCAAAGUCAUUGGUGUGGUUGAGACAUGUGGAGAGAGCUUCCACCGGUUUGAUCGUUACCUCAAUUUUUCAAACCCACUUAUUUCAAAAACAUUUAGUCCUCGUGCUUGUGGUUGGGCAUUUGGAAUGAAUAUCUUCGAUCUGAACGAAUGGAAGAAGCAAAAUAUUACAGAAGUAUAUCACAAAUGGCAGAACCUGAAUCAUGACAGGCUGCUUUGGAAGCUGGGGACUUUGCCACCUGGUUUGAUAACCUUCUGGAAUCGCACUUUUGCUCUGGAGAAAUCUUGGCAUGUUCUGGGACUUGGUUAUAACCCAAAUGUAGGGCAGAGGGAUAUCGAGCGGGCAGCAGUUAUACAUUAUAAUGGCAACCUAAAGCCGUGGCUUGAGAUAGGCAUACCAAAGUUCCGAAACUAUUGGGCGAAAUUCGUGGACUAUGAUCAAGCAUAUUUGCGGGAGUGCAAUAUCACUCCUUAAGUUUGCUGUCGUCGAGGUAUGUGCUUCUGCCAUCCUGGUUUGACGAAGGCCGGAGCUGUUAGUAAUAUAUCUUGCUAGCGGAGCAUAGUCGUGUUAGAUAUAUGAUUCUCCACCAUUCAUUUUUCGCCUUGAUUGUUGCAAAUGUGCUUAAAAUGAACAUGUAUUGUAAAUGAUUGAGCACAGUCUUCCCCUCCCUCUUCCAAUCCCAAUUUAUAUUCAUUUUUUUGCUUGAGUU
This is a messenger RNA of Salvia miltiorrhiza (redroot sage), 2776 nucleotides long. RefSeq names its product probable galacturonosyltransferase 4. Bases 568 to 2541 code for a protein of 657 amino acids. Gene Ontology annotation, molecular function: polygalacturonate 4-alpha-galacturonosyltransferase activity. The transcript has 9 exons. The record is from RefSeq and is a predicted model, not a curated record. Lineage: Eukaryota; Viridiplantae; Streptophyta; Magnoliopsida; Lamiales; Lamiaceae.